This is a messenger RNA of Pieris rapae (cabbage white), 3130 nucleotides long. It is a transcript of the gene Deaf1, whose product is annotated as deformed epidermal autoregulatory factor 1. NCBI's taxonomy places the organism in Eukaryota, Metazoa, Arthropoda, Insecta, Lepidoptera, Pieridae. The record is from RefSeq and is a predicted model, not a curated record. Gene Ontology annotation, molecular function: RNA polymerase II cis-regulatory region sequence-specific DNA binding; DNA-binding transcription activator activity, RNA polymerase II-specific. The coding region runs from base 149 to 1528 and encodes 459 amino acids. The transcript has 6 exons. Gene Ontology annotation, biological process: positive regulation of transcription by RNA polymerase II.
CGAUUCAAACUUCUACACAUUGAGUUAUGGCCGACAACAACAGUAAGUCUGAAAAAUUUGUAACAUUUUUGUUUUACAUAUAUUACUUUUUCUAAAAUUCGCAUUUGAAUGAAUUAUACGUCACGGGGGCGUGAGAAGAUAUUUGGUUAUGGCAGGCGAAAGAAGUUCGGAAAACGUCGUCAUGCCGACCUCUACCGAAGUGACCGAAGGCGAUCCCUUGUCGACUUCAACCGAGCACGAAAGCGAUCGUUCAGAUGGUACAAAUGUUGCAAUAAGUCGUUUAAAUAAAACAUCUCGAUUUGCGACAAAUGAUACCACCUAUAUUACAUCGCCUGGCUCUUUACAAGUUGGCACUCUAGUAUCAGGGUCCUCUUUUAACGUGAUAGCACCGGAUCAGUUGCCACAUUUUAAGCCUAUGCUUUGUGUUGAUAACGGUUUUAUUUCGAGUGGUUCCCUUGCAGAAGAAAUUAAAACUACACAUAUCGUCAUACAAGAAACAGCUUUGCCGACCAAACAAGAAUCGAAACAUAUUAUCUCUAAUACAAAUUCAUCAAUAUCAGGUACGAGCAGCAGUAAUCAGUCAUGGACGGAAACAGCAAAUAUGCCUGUUAUACCGAUAAGAUGCAAAAAUACCUCGGCAGAAUUACACAAAAGCAAGCUUGGCUCUGGUGGCCGUGGAAAGUGUAUAAAGUAUUGUUCUGAAUGGUAUACGCCGAGUGAAUUUGAGGCUUUAUGUGGUAGAGCAUCCAGUAAGGACUGGAAAAGGUCUAUUAGAUUUGGUGGUAAAAGUUUACAAGUGCUAAUUGAAGAAGGUAUCCUGACUCCUCAUGCUGCCAGUUGCACAUGUGGAGCAUGUUGUGAUGAUCUGACAGCAACAGGCCCUGUGAGGUUGUUUAUACCCUACAAAAGAAAAAAACGUAGUCCUCAAGAUGACAUUCAAACAAAAACAAACCGAUUAAGAUCCAAAGGUAAACAUGAACCAGAAAAGCUUGAUAUAGAUACCCAACCAAUGAGUAAUAACAGCAACUCUAAAGAGACAUGGCAGUCCAUUGCAGAGGAGCUAGAAAGUACCAGUGAAUAUGAUUUGUUAGCUUCUGAUCCCAAUCAGGAUACUAUUGCUAUACCAGCACUUAAGGAAAUAGACGUACCCACUACUACCACUGUAAUGAAACGUAUGGAUGAUAUAGUGGACAUAUUUCUGAAAUUAUCUCAGGAGCUAAAGCAAUGUGUAGAAGACAUUCAUUUAAUAAAUAAGCGUCAAUCGGAGAGACUUGAGCAUGUGAAGGCAUCAGAAUUAUUAGCGUCUACUGUAGAAGCGCAAGUUGAAGAUGAGUUUUCUCCAAAUACUGUGGAGGCUAGCUCAAAAAAGUGUGCCAAUUGUAACCGCGCCGCAUCAGCAGAGUGUUCCUUAUGUCGAAGAACUCUAUACUGUUCAACAUUUUGUCAGAAAAAAGACUGGGCUGUACAUCAAAUUGAAUGUUUGCGUGAUGUUCCCACCAUGCUCAUUGUAGAAAGCCAACCCCAAUAAUACAUAUGAAUCUAAUAUAAAUGUAAUAUUAUGUAAAUAUUUAAUGUUAGGAUAAAACAACAGAUUUUAAAUAACACUGAUAAGCAAUAUUGAAAAAACUAAAUUAAUAAUUAACUACUCCGGAAGAAAAGUACGACCGAAAUAUAGAAAGCCAAGUGAAUGCUGGUAAUAAUAAUAAUAAUAAUAUUUAUUUAUUUCUCAAAAAAACUUACAAAACUUCGUACAUGAUAUGUUACAGUAAUGUGUCUAAAUAAUUGUCAUUCUUCUUUGGAGUAAUUGUAUUGUUUAUGUGAGACUGAUGCCUGCUAAAGGUCGUGCACCUGUGUUACAGGUCAUCAGGCCUCCACCACUUUGGAUCGACAAAUGAUAAUAAGUAAAGAAUAGACAAUCAUAGUUACAGUAGGUACGUUAACAAAAUAAGAAAUAUAUACAUUUUUCUACUAUAUAGUAUUGUACACAAGGAAUAUAUAAAUAAAUGAUGCAUUCCUUUAUGUAUAGCCAAGAAAUCUCAAAUGAGACAUGACUGGCCAUACAACAGGGAAUGUUUCGGUGGUUUGGCCAUGUAGAGUAGUUGUAUGGAAAGCAGCAUUCAAGUAUGAUAAACAAGGCAACCAUGGAUAGAUAUAUCGACUUGGGCAGGUCUUGUCAUCUUGUGAAUAUACAGGGUGGCCAAAAAGUCGUGGAUCCAGGGGUAAGAUGUUGUCAUCAGUUGCAAAAAAUUUUUUUAUAAAUUAUUUUGCAUAAGAAAAUUUUAUUUAUUUUUUUUACUCAUUCUUAUUAAAAUUCGGAUAAAAUCUACACCUGUAUCAGUACCAAUCUAGUGAAAAUAAUGAAAUAGAUACAGGAUGUAGAAGGCAACCCUGUAUAAUUAAAUAAAUCCUCCUAAAUUAAGCACACAUUAGCUUAAUUUAGGAGAUGCUAGUGUACAUUGUAUCAAUUUAAAUGAAGUGAAUGUAACCAAACAUGUGGGACCAAAAUAUCUAAAUAUAUGCAUGUAAAUUCUGUUAAUUAUAGAAUUAUUAAUAAUUUAUUUAUCUUUUUUAAAAUUAACUGUGCUCCUAUUGAGCUAUUGGCAAAGAAAAUCUUGCAGUGUGUUUUGAUAGUUUGGUCUUCGUUAUCUCUACCAUGGUUAGCCUUUAUCCUUUUCAAACAUAAACAAUAGAAACGCUAGCUAGUAAAUAUUUUAUGAAAUAGUGUUUAUUAUAUUAUUUUAUUGUGAUGAAUAAAAAAGAUAAUUUUUCCUAUUUAAUGAAUAAUUAUUUAACUUGUAUGUAUUAUGGCCAUGGGAUUACAAUAGAUAAUAAUUUGGGAUAUACUGUGGGACUUGUACUUAAUUGAGUGAUGUUCAUAAAUUUGUAUCGGAUCAGUUCUACAUUCUGUAUAAGAUAAAUAUAUCAUAAAUGUGAUUUAAACUGAACACCAAAAAUUAAAAUAAAGUAGAUAUGUAUAUUGUACGUAAAUAUAAUUUUAUAGUUAUACAAAUUAAUCAUUUCACCCUUUUGACAUACGUGUACCUAACCCUAGUUAUUUAAUAGUAAUGCAAUAUUUAUAAUAUGUAUAUGUUUGUUGUAAAUUUUUAUAUUAAAUUCGAGAUAAUUAUUA